GGGGGGAAGGUGAAAAUAAAAAUUAGCUGAAGGGAAGAUGGCGAGAGGCUCCCGGUGUUUGCGGAGAGCGGUAGCGGAGUGUAUUAAGCAGUUACCGUUCACGGCAGCUCGAGAAACACCGGGCAGAAACGGAGUCAGAUAUCUGUCAUCGUGUGGGAUUCUGAUGACCAGGGUGCCUCUUCUCUUGCGGACCGUGUCUAGACGUCCUGUGCUCAAUCCAUCCAGAAGCUUUUUCAACCUCACUGAUUCUUUCAACAGGAGGAAAGAGUAUUCUGAGAGACGCAUCAUUGGGUAUUCCAUGCAAGAGAUGUAUGAUGUGGUGUCCAAGGUUGAAGACUACCUUCACUUUGUGCCCUGGUGCAAGCGCUCAGAUGUAGUGUUCAAGCGUUCUGGUUUCUGUAAGGCCAAGCUAACAGUGGGCUUUCCUCCUGUGGUGGAGAAUUACACGUCUCUUGUUACGACAGUGCGCCCCCAUUUGGUGAAGGCUUCAUGUUCAGAAGGUAAACUGUUUAAUCAUCUGGAGACAGUGUGGCGCUUCAGUCCUGGCCUACCUGGCUACCCCCGUACAUGCACCCUGGACUUUGCUAUUUCCUUCGAGUUCCGCUCCCUGUUGCAUUCGCAGUUGGCCACCAUGUUCUUUGAUGAAGUAGUUAAGCAGAUGGUGUCAGCGUUUGAACGACGGGCCUGCAAACUGUACGGCCCUGAGACACCGAUCCCCCGUGAGCUGAUGUUCCAUGAGGUCCACCAUACGUAGCAUCUCUCCACACGGAGGAGUGUCCAGGGUGGGAGGGCAUUAAGGGAGUUCUGGUAAAGGGUGCGAAGAGGGGAAGCUAACAGACACAACUUCACUUGCUUCGGUAUCUGCAGUGCCUGGUCCAAACACAACCAUUUGAUUUUUACAUUUUUAUCCAAAGUUAUUUCUGAGGCUGGAUCUAAUUUGCAGGCUUGACAUUGUUGGGCGAGUUUACUGUAUAACUGCAUCACUCCAUCUCUAAUUAUUUUAGAACUGCACUUUGAGCCAUAUAUUAAUGGCAGCUGGACUAUGUGGAAGGUCUGGCAAGAGCUCAGUAAACAGAUGUUGGUUUUGUGAAUGGUGCAAAGGAGAUGGAGACAGUUAGUUAUUUGAUGUGUGGGAUUGGGAUUUCAGUAGGAUUGAACAAGACUAAGCUACUUUUUUGAAUCCUGUAAGCUUUUGCCAUGUUUUUUUUUUAAAUAAACACACGCAAAAACAAUCUAGAAGAACUGGACUUGUCCAGUCUGGGUGAUAUACACUGUGAAUUGCCCUUAAUUAGCAACUCUUCCCCCCCAGUCAUAUGUUUUUUGUUCCUAAACUCACAAGGAGACUUGAUUUGAGUGCCUGUAUAUAAAGGGUACAUUCUAUACAUGUGCUUUGACUGCUGCAGUGGCUGAAUACAUGCGUUCAGUUAGUGCUGCAUGGAAGACUGACAGGCAGCGAUCCUUCCACACCAGCAUGAGUAUAGCUUUAGCUUUCAAUGACAAGUGCUAUGAGAAAUCGAACAUGUUAGAAACGCUUGCACAGCACUAACUUUUUUCCCCCUGUGUAGUGUGGUGACAUGGUUGCCAAGUCUGAAGGAUGGAUGUUGGUACGUGUCUGUAUAUAGUUUUAACUGCUGAAUGUUCAUUGUUGGGAGCACAACAUGUAACAUCUUUUAUAGUGCGUCUCAAUAAGUGUAUAAAUCUCGGGACAAGUGUUAUAUUGUAAAAGUGUGCAAUAUAAUUGUAAAGUGUUCUUUUUUUUUUUAAAUAGAUAGAUCCUUGCACCUUUAAAAGGGCCCAAACUCAGGGGGCUGAUGGGGAAAAUACCCUGCAUAGCUCUCAUGACCUUACUGUAAAGUGAGGUAUCUGUAAACCUAGACCUUCAGAUUUUGAGUGACCUGCAUGCCCUUACUGCUUUUGAAUUCAGCACAUCACAUAUUUAUCACUCUUCAAACAUAUUCAUACAUAUAUUUAUUUUGGUUAUGGGAAAGCCACAUGUAUAUAACUAAUGUAAGACUAGACUACAGUGUAUAAUAGUUUUGUUUCUUGUAGUAAGAUAUGAGUAGUUUUGAUUGGGGUGUUUGGUGAAGUUUAUGAAGUUGCAUUUAACUGAGUGAAAAAGAAUAAGCCUGGAGCAUGAGAAAUACAUUAUAUGCCAAAAAACCUCACCAACCUUCAGUUACUUGUUUUUAUAAGCAUCCAAAGUGACCAGGCUCACCAUAGAGUUUUCUUCUAAUGGUUUUCUCCUGAAAAGAGACAAAAUGAGGGAUGGGUCUGAUUUCACAACACUAUAUCUGCCUCAUGGUUGUCAAUCAUGGUGUGGUUUAAAGGGUCAUUAAGUGAGAUGAGGAAAUUUGUUUCUUUCAUGGGCAUUAGAAUUGGUGAACUUAUAGGUGUAAUAAAUGACUUAAACAGAAACACGGAGUCUUCUACCUCUAGAAGAUUUGUCUUUGUACCUUCACAACACUUAGAAACCUGUAAUACAUACCAGCCUUGGUAGUUUGGUUGUAGAUGAGACAACACCCAUAUGGGGUUACUGAGAGAUGGCACGGUGUAAAAUCUUAUUCUGGAACAUCAUGUUUUAUUAAAUAAACCACAAUCACUAAUUAAUUAUUGUACAAAACAUUGAUUUACUGCCAUACAUUUGUAACUUUAACUGAAAAAUAAAAGCUGGAAGGUUUUCA
Neoarius graeffei (lesser salmon catfish) is the source of this 2681-nucleotide messenger RNA. It is a transcript of the gene coq10b, whose product is annotated as coenzyme Q10B. The record is from RefSeq and is a predicted model, not a curated record. The coding region runs from base 38 to 754 and encodes 238 amino acids. The transcript has 5 exons. Gene Ontology annotation, molecular function: ubiquinone binding. Lineage: Eukaryota; Metazoa; Chordata; Actinopteri; Siluriformes; Ariidae. Gene Ontology annotation, biological process: cellular respiration; ubiquinone biosynthetic process. Gene Ontology annotation, cellular component: mitochondrion.